Molecule: messenger RNA, 945 nt
Organism: Mesitornis unicolor (brown roatelo)
Lineage: Eukaryota; Metazoa; Chordata; Aves; Mesitornithiformes; Mesitornithidae
Product: probable G-protein coupled receptor 141
Exons: 1
Coding region: 1-945 (314 amino acids)
Biological process (GO): G protein-coupled receptor signaling pathway
Cellular component (GO): membrane
Molecular function (GO): G protein-coupled receptor activity; oxysterol binding
Source: RefSeq, a predicted model, not a curated record
AUGUACAAAGAAGAUUUCAAGACCAUGAUUGAAGAGAACAGGAGCAGCAAUGACACUUUCUCUGCCUUCACUCACACCAACACCAUGAGCGCCAUACUGAUUACCACCUACUCAGUUGCCUUUGCUGGAGGUGGGAUUGGGUCGAUCAUGAUGUCGUUUGUGCUGGUCAAGAUGAACGCUCUGUCUGCGACCACCACAGCCAUCAUUAACCUGGUUGUUGUGCACAGCCUCCUCCUCUUCACGAUACCGUUCCGCCUGCACUACUAUGUCAACAAGAAGUGGGUAUUCAAGAUGCCAUUUUGCAAAAUGGUGAGUGCCAUGGUGCACAUCCACAUGUACUUGACCUUCCUAUUCUAUGUGAUCACUCUGGUGAUCCGGUGGCUCAUCUUCUUUCAGUGGAAGGACAAGGUGGAGUUUUACAGGAAGCUGCAUGCUAUUGCAGCAAGCAUUGCCGUGUGGGUCUUUGUCAUGGUCUUUGUGGUGCCAGUCUUGUACUUUGAGUAUGGGCGCUCAGGUCUAUACAAUGAUACAACAUGCUUUAAAUUCCACAAAGAACUACAGCAGGAUAGUGUGAAAGCACUGAACUACGCCAUAGUUGUAGCUAUUGCCUGCAUUACUUGUGUCCUCUUGGGCCUGCAGAUUUUCAUCCUGGUACAAGUGGCAAGAAAACUUUCCACCUCCUUCUGGUCACACCAAGAGUUCUGGGCCCAGGUGAAAAACUUGAUUUUCAUCUGUGUCAUCAUAAUUUGCUUCCUUCCCUAUCACCUCUUUAGGUCCUACUACAUACAGCAUGUGAGUGAUUUUGACCAGUUAGAAAGCUACAAUGAAGUGUUUUUGAGUCUGACUGCCCUCAGCUGCCUGGAUCUGCUGUCGUUCGUGCUGAGCGGAAGCCGCCUCUUCAAGCAAAAGGUGGGCAUGCUCCGCAGCAGGUUGUCUUGCUGCUAG